AUGGGAAGGGAGGUUUUGAAGCUCUGGCUCUCCCCCACCAUGUGCAUACCAGCGACUACAAAACAACCAGACACUGAGCUGCAACCCUGAACACAACGCAGCUUCAGAAGCAUCUCAUCAGACACCUCAACUGGAUUAGAAACACCUCUAGAGAUGUGUAGGAUCAUUUUUUUUCUUACUUUUCUGCCACAGUAAAAAAAGGGGGGUCUGUUGGAAAAAAGGGGGUGGUGCAUCUGAGGGAGAGAUCCUAUUACAGAGAUCCAGACUUUUUUCAUGGCAAGUUUUUUGGAAGUGGGGGGAGGGCGAAUUCACAACUUUCUCGGCCUGAUUUCCUUUUCAAUCUCAACCGAAACGCUUCAAAACAACUUUUAGGAUAAUAUUGUAAGUUGAUGGUGCGUUUUUCCAAGAGUAGGAAGCGUUUUGGAGCUGUUGGAUUUUGGAUAAUGAAGGAAUACUGGGAAACCCAGCAAGGACCGGGCGAGAAGUGCAGAAUAAAUAAGUUUGGGAGGACUGCGAGAAAACUUUGAAGAAGUUUUCCAUCACCAUGAUGAUUUUGGAAACCUACUUCAAAUUUCACGAAGAACGCGUGAUCUUCGACUUUAUAGGGAAGGAACACUGAAGUCUUCAAACUCAAGGAAUUCCAUCUUUGCUCCGUUAAAUCUCUCUCCCAAGAUGUCUUCCCAGGCUCGGAGGAACCCCAUUGUUGGAUUUUACGGGAUGCUUUGCGUCUGGUCUGCCUGGCUCUCUGGCUCCGGGGCAGUUUUGUCUCCAAACGGAACAAUAUUUGAGGAUAAGUGCAAAAAAACUACAACUUGUGAGGCACUUAAAUACAACACAUGUCUAGGGUCGCCUUUACCUUAUACACAUACAUCUCUGAUCCUGGCGGAUGACUCCAGCACCCAAGAAGAGGCUUUUGAGAAGCUGACCAUGUGGUCUGGUUUGCGUAAUGCCCCUCGCUGUUGGUCAGUCAUCCAGCCUUUGCUCUGUGCCGUCUACAUGCCCAAAUGUGAGAAUGGCCGUGUGGAGCUGCCCAGUCAGAGUCUGUGUUCGGCUACACGUCGACCCUGCAGCAUCGUGGACCAGGAGAGAGGCUGGCCCAGCUUCCUCAAAUGUGACCACUUCCCUGUGGGCUGCUCGAAUGAGGUGCAGAAGCUGAAGUUCAACACAUCAGGACAGUGUGAAGCCCCUCUGGUGAAAACCGACAUUCAGUCCAGCUGGUACAAAGACGUGGAGGGCUGCGGCAUCCAGUGUGACAACCCUCUGUUCACUGAGGAGGAGCACAACGACAUGCAUGCCUACAUCGCUUACUUUGGCACCAUCACCCUCCUCUGCACCUUCUUCACACUGGCCACGUUUCUUGCAGACUGGAAGAACUCCAACCGGUAUCCAGCUGUCAUCCUCUUCUACAUCAACGCCUGUUUCUUUGUGGGCAGUAUCGGCUGGCUGGCUCAGUUCCUAGAUGGAGCACGUGAAGAGAUUGUGUGCAAGAGCGACAACACCAUGCGACUUGGGGAGCCCUCAUCUUCAGAGACGCUUUCCUGCGUCACCAUCUUCAUCAUCGUGUACUACUCCCUGAUGUCGGGUGUGAUCUGGUUUGUCAUGCUGACCUACGCCUGGCACACAUCCUUCAAAGCCCUCGGCACCACCCACCAGCCACUGUCUGGCAGAACCUCCUACUUCCACAUGGUCACCUGGUCCAUCCCCUUCAUCCUCACUGUGGCCAUCCUGGCUAUUGCUGAGGUGGAUGGAGACUCUGUGAGUGGGAUCUGUUUUGUGGGCUACAAAAACUACAGAUACCGUGCAGGAUUCGUGCUGGCUCCCAUUGGAGUGGUGCUUGUUGUUGGAGGUUACUACCUCAUUCGAGGUGUCAUGACUUUGUUUUCCAUAAAGAGCAACCAUCCAGGACUACUGAGUGAGAAAGCAGCCAGCAAAAUCAACGAGACCAUGUUGAGACUGGGUAUAUUUGGCUUCCUCGCUUUCGGCUUCGUUCUCAUCACUUUCGGCUGCCACUUCUAUGACUUCUUCAGCCAGGCUGAGUGGGAGAGGAGCUUCAGAGAAUACGUGCUAUGUGAGGCCAACGUGACAAUCGCCUCCCAGACCAACAAGCCAAUCCCAGAGUGCAUGAUCAAGAACAGGCCCAGUCUGAUGGUGGAGAAAAUCAACCUGUUCUCAAUGUUUGGGACAGGCAUCGCUAUGAGUACCUGGGUCUGGACUAAAGCCACCAUCCUCAUCUGGAAACGGACCUGGUGCAGGAUCAUUGGCCGCAGUGACAAUGAACCCAAGAGGAUCAAAAAGAGCAAGAUGAUAGCAAAAGCCUUUGCAAUGAGGAAAGAGCUUCACAAGGACCCAGAGAAGGAGCUGUCUUUCAGCAUGCACACUGUGUCCCAUGACGGACCAGUGGCUGGAAUCAAUUUUGAACUGAAUGAACCAUCGAAUGACAUGUCGUCAGCCUGGGCGCAGCAUGUGACCAAGAUGGUGGCCCGGCGAGGUGCUAUCCUGCCUCAGGACAUCUCUGUGACUCCUACUGGUACUCCAGUGCCCCCUCCAGAGGAGAGGAACCAGCUGUGGAUGGUUGAAGCUGAGAUUUCACCUGAGAUGAUAAAGAGGAAAAAGAAGAAGAAGAAGAGGAGGAAGGAGGUGCGCCCGGCAGAGGAGAUAGUGGACCACCAGGCUUAUCAUCAGCGUGAGUUUGGUCGCAGCUCGGUGCCUCGUCUCCCUAAACUUCCAAACCAUCCGAGUCUGAUGGCCAACCUGCGGGAACAGCAGAAGCUGGAGCAGGAAGUCCUUCCAGGGUCCUUCCCAGAUUCCCAGCCCUCCUAUGAAGAGAGGGGUCCCUGUCCACAAUACCAGAGAAGCUGGAAUGAGUACGGUCGCAGCCAGCUCUCUAACCCUUUAACCUACGACGAUCGACCAGAGAAUCUGGGUCUAGGCCCACGCUGCGCCCCCGCAGCCUUCUCCUGGCAGCCCAGUGGAUCCUCUCGCCAUCCCAGGGAGAUGAAUCACAACCAGGGGCUGUCAGACAGGAUGGCACAUGCGGCUAGGGUACCUGCAAGCAGAAGGACCGGCUAUGGCCCUGUUCACUCCCGGACCAACUUAAUGGAGGCGGAGCUUAUGGAUGCUGAUUCUGACUUCUAGGUGCCAUUAUUUUGCUUCAUGGUACACAGACAGUAAGCUACAAGAAGUGCUGGAAACUUUCAAAAACUCUUACUUGAGUGCACCAAAUCCCAAACGCCCUGAGGCUAAGAUGGAUCUAAGCUGAUCUUUAUUUUUAUUCUCUCUUAGAAACAGAAAAGGGCAAAGGGACAAAAAAAUAUGUUGUGAAUAAGUUAAGGAAAAAUAUUUUUAUACUUUAUUUGUGUCCAAUGAAAUUUCAAAGGCAACUCCGAGAUGGCAAGAAUAAUGAGGCAGCUAAACUUUAUAUGUCUUGAAACAAAAGUAUCUUUAUUCUGAAACCCCCAUGCAUUCAUCAAAGUGUCAAGGAUCACUCGCUAAGUGACACCGCAGUCUUGUUGAUAAAACUCUCUACAGUUGGCUUUAGCCUUGACUGACAGCUUGAGUUAAAAGUAUUGGACCUGCUAAAGACAGCACAAUGUGACCUGUACAGUAGAGCAAACAGGAAGAAGAAAACUCGAACUACUUGUAAAGAUUGUUAAAUCCAUGUCUCUUUUUGUGUUAUUCCUAAAUGUUAAAGACUCCAUUUUACUCUUUCUUUCACACAUUUAGUCAAUCUUUUUAUUCCAGUUUACUUGAGGGACUUGACACUUUCUCCCAACCUAUUCCUUCUUAGAUCACAGAAAAUGUAACAAAGUGGUGGGUGUUGAAGUGUACAUGUGUGGCCUUGAAUGGCCACAACAGAUCCUUUAUUCAAUUUUGGACUUUCCAAGGGGAGUUAUCAACUGGCACAAACCAAACUAGCUCUGCAUGUGUCAACCAUUAAAGGCAAGAUGACAUUGAGGUAAGGUGCUAGGUCCCUAACUCCAACAACAUAGUAUUACCUAUUCACAUGGCUUCCUGUAAACAUACAGACAUUUGAAAUGGCAUCAUGCAGUAGCCAACUUUGAUUUGCAUGUAACGUGCUACCGUAACAUUUUUAAGUUUAAUAGUGCAACGAAGAAGAUCUGGACUGGAGGACUGAAAAAAAAACACUGCUUGUGAUUGGCCUAAAUACAACCAGGUCAGAUCAGCCUCUCAGUAUUAACUUCAGAAAUGAAACCAUUCAUUCAGUGAACUACUAAUCUUUCAUCACUCUAUUUGAUAGUUUUAUAAAAGUGACAUGAUUUUGUUAGGGUACAUCUUGAUGACAGGCUAACAGGAACUAUUUGAUGCUCUCUAAGCUUAAUCCGUUUUACUGUAAGGGUACUCCGUUGCAUCUGACACACCCAGCAGUGAUGUCACCAGGUCCUAAAAGUACAUCUGUGAAUGACUGAGGCAGGAUUAAAAGCUUCACUAUUGUAGACCAGCAGCAAUAAUACUUUUCUGGGGCAUUUUGGUUACUCAUAUAUUGUUCUUUACACAAAAGUUGUGUCUUAAAACACAAUGUAUUUGUGUACCUUCUGUUGCCUGGUGCAAUGGAGCAACAAUUUGCCCUCUAUUGUCCUGACAGGAAUACUAACAAAGAACAAAAUGGCCAUCUUCGUUUAUUAAGGAGUUCUUCUGUAUGUCCAAACAGUUUCUUAUUGUACAAUUACUUUUUUUAAAGUGUUAUUUUUUUACAGCAGUAUUUCUACUUUUGUUUAUCUGAUGUAAAUAUUCACUCUUAACCUUCAUAUGUGCUCACCCAUUGUAAAUCUUUUGUAUGAUGUACUUUAGACAGCAGUGAACAUAGGUAUUACAUUUGACCUUACUUUUGUCCCUAGAUAUCUGUUCUUCUGGCUUCUUUUUAUGUGUGUACUGUAUAUAUGUUGUUCAUAGAUCCCCCUCUAGGGGUAUUAUUUGUACAGAUUUAUAUAUCAACCACUCCAUUUCUCUGCUGAUAAAAAAAAUAUAUAUGAAAAGGGAAGAGUCAUCAGUCAUAAAAAGUAGUCACUGUUCUUGUGCUGUAACCAAAAUUUCACAUCGUAUUGUUAUAUUACACUCACUAUGGAUAAGCAAUGCUAUAGACUGUGAUAGACACAUUCUUGGCCAAUGAAAAUUAGUUUGUGCCCAGAUGUCUGUAACAGAGAUUUAUAUGGUUAGCACAGCUCUACACAUUCAGCAAUAUAAUCGUUGAUAUCCACUCACAUAGUUUAUUUUAAAAGAAAUGUAAAUAGAAUUUAUGACGGAAGUUAUUUUUUACCCUUAUGCCUAAAUGGAUAAAUUCUGUUUUUGUUUAAAGAUACAGUCCAUCAGCCCUUGUUUUUUUUUUUGUUUUUUUUUUAGUUAAGUAUUGCAACCUGACUGUGUUUUUAAAAAGUUUACUGUUACCUUGACUGUGCAGCUGUACUUUUGUGUUUCUAUGUCAAUAAAAGUAAUAACCCUA
This is a messenger RNA of Notolabrus celidotus (New Zealand spotty), 5458 nucleotides long. It is a transcript of the gene smo, whose product is annotated as smoothened, frizzled class receptor. Gene Ontology annotation, biological process: commissural neuron axon guidance; positive regulation of smoothened signaling pathway; smoothened signaling pathway. The transcript is spliced from 12 exons. Bases 673 to 3135 code for a protein of 820 amino acids. Gene Ontology annotation, cellular component: plasma membrane; dendrite; cilium. Lineage: Eukaryota; Metazoa; Chordata; Actinopteri; Labriformes; Labridae. Gene Ontology annotation, molecular function: patched binding; transmembrane signaling receptor activity. The record is from RefSeq and is a predicted model, not a curated record.